GCCGGCGCGUAGCCGGGACUAUGGAGGGGCAGAGCGGCCGCUGCAAGAUCGUGGUGGUGGGGGACGCGGAGUGCGGCAAGACGGCGCUGCUGCAGGUGUUCGCCAAGGACGCCUACCCCGGGAGUUAUGUCCCCACCGUGUUUGAGAACUACACCGCAAGCUUUGAGAUCGACAAGCGCCGCAUUGAGCUCAACAUGUGGGACACUUCAGGUUCUUCUUACUAUGAUAACGUCCGGCCUCUGGCCUAUCCUGAUUCAGACGCUGUGCUCAUCUGCUUCGACAUUAGCCGACCAGAGACACUGGACAGCGUCCUCAAGAAGUGGCAAGGGGAGACUCAGGAGUUUUGCCCCAAUGCCAAGGUUGUGCUGGUUGGCUGUAAACUGGACAUGCGCACGGACCUGGCCACGCUGAGGGAGCUGUCCAAACAGAGGCUUAUCCCCGUGACACAUGAACAGGGCACUGUGUUGGCCAAGCAGGUAGGGGCCGUGUCCUACGUGGAGUGCUCCUCCCGGUCCUCUGAGCGCAGCGUCAGGGACGUCUUCCACGUGGCCACAGUGGCCUCCCUUGGCCGUGGCCAUAGGCAGCUGCGUCGUACUGACUCACGCCGUGGACUGCAGAGAUCCGCUCAGCUGGCAGGCCGGCCGGACCGGGGGACCGGGACCGAGAGUGAGAUCCACAAGGAUCGAGCCAAGAGCUGCAAUCUCAUGUGAGGGGCUGGGGCGGGGCAGAGUGUAAAGAGCAGUGGCCAAGGGCCCGAUUGUUCCCCUGCUGCACCUGGCUCCUGAACUCCUGACUCUGGCAGGGACUUCAGGGCAGGCCGAGUGAGGGAUUCUUCUGGUCAGGAGAGCUGAAGGCAGAAGGGGGCCACCAUCCCCCCAUCCUCAUCCCCCUCUUCUCCAUAGGAAGCUGAGGAAGCUAGCAAGACGGGGAGCCGGGCCGGGGGCUAGGGGCGGGGGUUGGGGAAGUUGGCAUCAAGCAGUGACCUUGGUUGAGGCUUAGCCUAUGAAGGGUGCCUUCCCUCCCCACCCCCAGUCCCCAUAUCCUGGCCCUGGCUUCUUUCCCUAAGGAAAGUGUCCAUUCUGUGACCUUCCCUUUUCCUCGCCUUUCCCUUCCACAGCUGUUCUCACUCAUCCUAACCUCCAGGCAACAUGCACUAAAUUAAAAAGCAAGUUGAGUCCUUCUCCCUUCUACCCACAGUGCUAGCUCCCUCAAUCCCUUCCUGCAACUGUCCCCAAAUAAAGCCCAUGUCCAUGGAAAACG
Molecule: messenger RNA, 1260 nt
Organism: Hyaena hyaena (striped hyena)
Lineage: Eukaryota; Metazoa; Chordata; Mammalia; Carnivora; Hyaenidae
Gene: RND2
Product: Rho family GTPase 2
Exons: 5
Coding region: 21-710 (229 amino acids)
Biological process (GO): small GTPase-mediated signal transduction
Molecular function (GO): GTP binding; GTPase activity
Source: RefSeq, a predicted model, not a curated record